AACAACAAUGUUUUCUUUUUCAAAAUGCACCAGGUUACUGGUUAUAUCCAACUAAAAGUUUCUUGAUGAACUGAUGGGAUCGAAAAAUUUCGAGAAAAAAGACUUAGCAACACGGAUAAAGGAAUGGAAUGCCACGAGAUUGGACUUAUUCAAAAUUUCUGGACCAAAUAUGAAUGAUGAAUUCAGCGGUGUUGUACGUUUCUUUUUUCGUGGAGACAAUGGAAAAUAUCAAAGUAAAUGUUUACGUAUUACAAGUGCGGCCACAGCAAGAUAUCUUGUAAACGUCCUUGUUGAGAAAUUUCAUCCAGAUUUACGUAAGCUUACUGCUGGACGUUAUGCUAUAUAUGAAUAUCAUGCAAAUAGUGGAGAACGACGUUUAGGGGCUGAUGAAUUGCCUCUACUAAUUCAAUUAGAAUGGACAGCGGAAAAUCAGGAGGGAAGGUUCGUAUUACGUGAUGAGUCGAAACCACAAAUAACAACUCGUCCUGAUUCAACUUAUCAAAAUGGUUCAUCAACAGUCAUAACAUCAACGUCACAUGGAUUGAAACAAAAAACAAAUCGUAAAUAUUUGUUAACUACGGAGAAUAACACAGAGGAUAAACAAAUGCGUGGAUUCGUUAGACGAUGGUCAUCUGGGUCAAGAAAGAGACAGCGAAAAUCCAGUAAAAGUCGUUCUGGUCUUAUAGAUGAUGAAUUAGAACAAAUUCCUGAUACUACAUUUACACGAACGUUAUCUAAUCCCGAUGAAGUAUUACGCCGACGUCGGCAACAACGAAUACACAAUCGAAAUCAAGCUAUCGACACAGUUGAUGGGAAUAAAAAGGGUAGUUUAGUAAAAAUUUAUGGCAGUGCAUUAAAUCCAAAUAUACCAUACAUUUUAUUACCAAUAUCAACCAAUGAUACAGCUGAACAAAUUGUUUUAUGGACAUUAGAAAAGUACAAUUUUAUGAGUCAUGUUGAUCCCAAAGAUUACUGUUUAGUUAUGGUGAAUCUACCAUUACGUAGUGUUACUGACAGUGAUGGGGGUAACAGUAAUGGAAUGAAUGAAGUUGAACAUUUACCACAAGGUGUUGACAAGGAAAUUACACUACACGAUAAAGAUUAUGUUUUAAAAUUCCGUGAAAUGAUACGAUCCAACUUUAAUGUAUCAAAUGUAAUACAGAUUAGACAUCGAUAUGCACUAGGUAAAGAUGCGAAAGAACCGAUUCAAACCGCACCAAUCUCGUUGCAUUCAAAUUCUUCAACAUCAUCAUCUUCAUCAUCAUCUUCCUCACUUAAUAAUAAUAAUAAUAAUAAUAAUAAUAAUAAUAAUAAUAAUAAUAAUAAUGGAAAACAGUUACGGCUCAGUAAAAAAUUAACAGAUAUGCCAUAUUUAGUUGAAGUUUCUGGUGACUUGAAUCACUCAGUACAUCCCAGAGGAUUUACAAUUGAUUUGACAGAUCUAUUUACAAGAGCCUACACAUUUCCUAUUAAACUUGGUACAGUGGAAAGUAUGGUAGGAUCAUAUCCUAAUGUAUUGAUAAAUAAGAAUGAACAUCCUGAUAUUCGACCAGUUCAUUGUACAUUUUGUGUUGUCCUAACAACCAAUCAACUUACUCCAACAACUUCAGAUGUGAAUGAUAAUAAUAAUAAUAUCAACAAUACUGGUAAUUAUUCAUCAACUACUACUUCACCAAAAUGGAAAUUACCCAAAUCUGAUUCCACGCUAGAUUUAGAAAAUUUCACCAAUUACUCAUUGUUACUUACUCCAUCAUUGGAUGGUUUUGCAAAACCACCUGGACCAGCAUUGAUACGUGUGAACAAUACACGUGUUACUGGUCCAAUACUCGUGUCGAAUAAUGCUAUCCUACAAUUAGGUAAAACAUUAUACUUAAAAUAUAUUCAACCAAUACAAAUAAAAUCAUUGAAUUCACUUACAAAUACUAAUAAUAAUAAUAACCAUAAAAUGCAAAUUAAAGCAGAGAAUGCAAAUAAGAUACAACAUAUAAUGACAGGAUCAUCAUCAUCAUUUUCUAAUCGGUUGGCAGAAAAACAGAUUGAUUUAAUGAUUGAAAAAAGUCGUAAUGAUGAUGCUAUGAAAGUGGAGAAGAAUUCAAAAUUGACCGGUAGUACAUUGUCAAAAACACAACCUUUAAAAACUUCAUCAAAUUCGAAUUUAUCCACAAAAAAACAUGAAAUAAUCGGUUGUAAAAUUGAUGCAAGUAGAAAAUCAUCGCAUGGAUUAUCCGAUUCGAUAGUAACAUCAUCCUCGAAAUCAGAUCAACUACCAUUAUCUAUUGAAUUAGAGCAUACAAAUGAACUGCCAUCGGAUACCUUAAUGGAUCAAUGCGUCAAUCUAGUUGAUCGUAUUCUAAUCUGUACUCAUUCAGAUUUGAAUAACACUCAGAAAUCAUCUUUGUCAUGUGAAGAUACUGUGAAAACUCGUACAUUCCACUUAGCACCUGCUUAUGCAUUGUAUUUAACAUAUAGGGCUUGUAUAAAGAAAUUGAAUUCAACAAAUCAAUGUCAACCGGCUGAACGAGAACACUGUAUAUCUCAUUUAACAAAUUAUAUGGCCACUAGAAUAUAUGAAUUUGUGCCUAAUUUCAAUCGAAAUUCUAAUUCCAAUCAUUCACUUAUUAAGCCAUUAACGUAUUGGCUUGGAAAUAGUAGUGAAUUAUUGCACUUUUUCAAAAAUGAUAUUGAUCUUUGUUCAACACGAUCGAGAGCUAGUCAUCAUAAUAGUCAAUCUGGCUCACCAAUACAAUCAGUAAUUUGUCGAGACGCUUUACAUUUAUUAGCUGAAACAGUAGAUCACUGCUUUUAUUAUUUACGUUCAAUUAUGAGUAGUAUACUUCAACCAUGGUUGCCAUGUUUAACAUAUCCUGGAGAUUUAGAUUUACAAGACGAUGAACUUCUAGAUGAUAAACCCAUUAACCCAGAAGAAACAUGCAAUAAACGCAAAGAAUCCAUAAGUAUGCAAAUCAUUCUUCAGUAUUUUACUUACUUAAUGAAGCAACUAAGAAAAAAUCAAGUCAAUCCUGCUUUGACUUUCCAGUUGUACUCACAAUUGUUUCAUUUAAUUGGUGCAUAUAUAUUCAACACUGUUCUAAUCGAUACAGAAGCUAAACCCAGAAAUGUUUUAAAUGAUGGUAGUUUAUGGCUUACAAGACUUGGAGCAUCACGUUUGAACAGAAGAUUGGACCGUAUCAAACGAUGGGCACAUAAACAAGGAUUGGAAUUAGCAGCUGAGUGUCGUCUUCAACGAUGUACACAGGCAUGUCAGUUGAUAACGGUGAAUCGUACCAAUUUAGAUGAAUUCUACCAACAUUGUAUAAGUUUAAUUUCUUUAAACAGUAUUCAAUUAGAAUGGUUAUUAGCGCAUUUAUCCGAUCCACCACCCGUUCCUGAUGAAUGGAUUGAUUUGAUUGUAACUGGAGCCAAAGAGGUUAAUGAUCGUGCAUACGCUGAUGAAAUUGAGCAUUAUAAUAUUGACAAUGAACAAUCCUAUCGUAGCUUAUCUGAAUUACAAUUGAAUGAAUUAAAAGAAUUGCCAAUUCCUUUGUUAUUACCAUCUGAUGGCUAUGCAUCCGAUGCUAUUCUUAGCGGUAUCCCAGAUGGUCUGCUAGAUUUUCUGCAUCCGUUGGUUAAAACGGGUUUAAUUAAAGUGAAAAAAAAAUUGAUUGUGAAUGGACAAUUAAAGGGUCGACCGUGGACUAAUUGUAUGAGAGUAGAGAUGCACGAAAAUGGACAUUCCAUAUUGAAAGUAUCACAAAAGCAACUUCACAAAAGCCAUAAUAAUUAUCAUAAUAAUAUUCAACAAUCUGUGCGAAGAAAAUAUGAUCGGGAAAUAAAACAGGAAAAAUUAGAUGCUCAUCUUCUUCAUUGUAAUAACAAUAACAGUUUAACUAAUUCAAAUAGUAGUCUGAAUAGCACCACAAGCACAGCCAGUGUUGAUAGUAAUGGAAAUCAUUUCAAAGAAUUCUCUACUAAAACUGUACAUUAUCAAUCAAAUAUACCAUUGAAUGGUGGUAAUUUACAAAAAUUAUUUAAUUCAAAAACAGUCACAUCGCAGAUGCAUAAAGAUACAAGAACACAUGUUUCAUUACCUGAUUUAAGUUAUGCUAAUUUCGAACAUUUAGCUAAAGAAGCUAAUGUACCAAUCAAGUCGAUUGUACAUAUAUUCUUGAAAAAGAUAAAUAAUAAUUUGGGACUAAGCAUAGUAGCGGCCAAAGCUGAAGGUCAUCACUUAUAUGGAAUCUAUAUUAAAGAUAUUGUACCAAAUGGUGCAGCUGAUAAUGAUGGUCGGUUAAAAACUGGUGAUCAAAUUUUAACCAUUGGUAAUACAAGCUUAAUUGGUUGUGCACAAUCGGAUGCUGUUGCAAAAAUUUCGAAACAAAAUAAAUCAGAUGAUGGUAUACAAAUGAUUAUUGCAAAGAAAGCUGCUCAAUAUCAUAAGAUUAUGGAAUUAAUCCGACCAAACAAUAAUCAUGCAACAGAAACAACUACUUACAACAGAAUGCACCAUGACAGUAGGUUUUUACCAUCAACUGAAGUACAUUUGAUUUCUUCAGAAAAUAAUCAUCGUGUACAUGAUCUACUCCAUUUUAAUCAAAGUCAACCUGAUCUUCGUAUUCAAACUCAACAAGAUCGCAAGAUUGUUAGUAAUCCAUCAAGAAAUACUACUACUAAACAGGCUAACUGUAACCAUCAUUCCGGGUCGCAUCGCUAUCACCACUACAAACAGCAACAGACCAACAUUGAUAAAUCUGACAAUACACACAAAUCACGUGAUAAUCACCAUCGAGUCAAUAAAAGUCGUCAGUUGGAUAAAACAAAACAAAAGAUUGGUUUUUUAAGUCGGUCUACACCAUCACUGAAUCUAGCUGAAGUUGGAAUCAAUGAUGCUCGGGUUGAAUUAGACCAUGAUAAAAGUUGUGUUGAAAAUAAUCUUAUGUCAAACCUUUCAGGGAAUCGUUCGAUGGAAAAUAAAACUCAUAUUUUAGGAGAAAUCGAAAGACCUCAAAGUGUUGGAGCUCUAUCCAGUUCACAAGUUAAUGAACCACACUUACAACUGAAUUCUUCAUCAUUUAGCACUACAUCAUCGGAAUCAGAAAUUAUUGUGAAUGAACCGGAUAUUGGACAACAUCAUGAUCAUAAAAGUAGCUUCAAUAAUGACCACUUGCCUAAAAGCCAACAACGUGAAGAUUUAAGAAGAACAGAAUCUUCAAUUAAAUUAUCUAAACAGAAAUACAAAUCUCACAAACUAUCUAAUUCAUCAUCAUUGUCAUCUCACCAAAUGCAUAAAAAUUCUCAUUCACAAACAAAUGUAUUAGAACAUGAUGAGGAUAAUUUUAAUAAUGUAUGUGAAAGGCAUACACCUAUAAACGGUAGUAGUUUUCCCCCUCUUGCUCAUCAUCAGCAUCAAUAUCAUUAUGAAAGACAUCGACCAAUAGUUGAAUCAUUGUCGAAUGAUCUAAGUAGUUUGGAAUCAGUAACUAGUCAGCAAACUGUUUUUAGUUUAAAUGAAUCUCAACCAAUAACGGGAACCUACAAUAAUACGAAAAAUGAAGCAAACGGUAAUGAACAUCGUUGUAUUCGUAAUCAACUGCCACCACCUCCAACUCAAUGUGAUCCAUCAUCGAUUGAUGGUGCUAUUAAAACUGAUCUUAUCAUGAAUAACAAAGUUAGUAGAAAUGGAAAACCAACUUGGCGUGAAACGGAUUUAGAUCAUUUUACAAAGACUAAUUAUCAAGAUAACAAUCAUAAUGAUGAAAAUUCACCUGAGAAUGAAUGGAGUCAAUAUAAAUCAACUGCUGUACCAUGUCAGAAUUCUAAUGAAAUUUCAAGCGAAACUACUCAAUCAUCUAGAAAUGAAAACAAAUCAUUCAAGGAGGCUGAUCCAGAGAAGAGUUCAAUUGAUAUUCCCUCGGAUAACUUAAGACAGCCUACAUUAUCCUCCGUAAAUCCGUCAUCAGUCAGUUGCCUACGAAAUAAUUCUCCGAACGAAUCAAUUCCUUAUGAGGAUGAACCAGCUUCAGAAACCUUGAGACCACCUUCUCACGCUGUAGUAUCUUCUGACCGAUGGACUGGCAAGCCUAGUGCUAUAUUGAAGGAGCUUGUGGGACAAACUGAUCUCCCAGCUGUUCAUAUUGAUCCUCAGUGUGGUCGUGUCUCAAUCAAUCCUUAUCAUCCGAAUGACACAAAUCGAUUGAAUAUGGAGAAUACUAACGACACCAUGCCUCCAUCAAAAUCUGUUGUAUAUGAUCGUAUCCCUCAGUAUACUAGUGAUUAUCUAAAGUAUCACUCCUCUGGGGAAUCUACUUCUUUACAGAAUCCAGCAUCAUGUAUGCCUAGUUCAUCUUAUCCGUAUCAAUCCUCAGGUAUGCAGCAUUCAGAUGGUGAUAAAUUCAAUCCAGUGUCCGCACAAAAUAAUCGAUUUAACGUGGAAACAAACUUUACUCCAACUUCUUCGAGACCUACAACAACUCCAUCGUAUGUUCCAUCACCGCCCCCUAUACCAACUGCAGAAUAUCCACAAUAUCACCCACCCGAACGAUUAGAACCGGUUCACUGGUCAAAGUAUGAGCACUGUUCAUCUGCAGAUGAAUCACACCUAUCACCCAAAUCUACUAAAGCAAUUGAUAUACGACCUCCUACAAUUAAUUCAUCAUUGAAAUCUUUGGAUCAGAAAAUUCCUAGAUCAGAUUCAAAUAACAAUAAUCCACCUUUAUUAUGCAAAUUCUCUAAUAAACCAAGCGAACAUCGUUCUUCAUCUCCCACUAGUUCAGCUGCAAAUCGUGUAAUUACAAUUCAAUCCGAAAUUGCUGAAUUAGAAGCUAAACAACGUGCUGAUAGUCGGUUAGAUUUGAGUUCAACAUUAGACAGGUUACGUGUGGAGUUACAAUUUCAAAAACGUUUAGCAGAACGUGAAUCGAAUUGCAAGAUUGCAGUCAAUAAUAACAGCAUUAGUAAUAAACAUUUCAUAAUAAACGAAACCAAAAUAUUUAAUAUGCUUGAAAAUUCAAACAAACCAGAAUCACUACAGUCCGGUUUAUCAUUGUCCAUGCUGAAUACUGAUCAUUGUAAUCAACAAGACUGGGUCCAAAAACGUAAUCAAGCUGAACAAGAAUUAUUUGAGACUCAAAAUCAACGAAUAUCUCAAUUAGAACAAGAACAUAAAGCCAUGUUGAUAAGACAAGAACUACGAGCUAAAGAACGUACUCAAUGGUUUGAGCACAAACAUCAACAGCAAGUACUAUUUCCUUUCAGUUCAUCAUCAUUACCGAGAAAUGAAGAAACAAAUAACGAUAAUAUGAAAUCACGGAAUUAUCAAAAUUCAAAUCAUGUACCUCUUAGACAAAGCUCUGAUGACGAUAUUUCUCAAACACCAACUAGUCAAAAUCGUUAUGGCCGACCAAGAUUCGAUAACAGUGAUAAGCCAGAAACAACUAAACUUAUUUCUUAUUCUUUACAAUAUCCCAUUCAAUCACGUUUAGGUCCACAAAUUAUUGAAAGUGACUUAAAUCGUAUACAAGUAGUGUCUGGUACCACUGGUUCAUCUGUUGAAAGUACACGAGUAAAAAAAUCAGUAUCAUUUGAUAAGAAUUUAGAAACUAUCUCUGUUUACAGUCCACCCUCAACACCACAAGAUAGUUUCAUAGAAUAUGGAACUAUUCAUAAAUCUCAAGUUUCUAAUAGAGCACUAACAUCAGGGUCAACAAUUUCAUUGAAUCCUUCAUCUGUUAGUUUAUCAUCUGCGAAACCGUUUAGUCCUCCGGUUGGAUUUGAAACUGAGGAUAAAACAGAUGAUAAAACUCAUCAACCUAAUAAAACAAAUCCAGGUCACGGCGAACCAAGAUCGUCUCAGGGAAAACUUAUCACAAACAAUAUGCCACCUACAAUAACAGUGAAACCCCCUCCUAAUGCAGAAUUAUUACCAUUCAAAGAGAAAAUGCGUUUAUUUGCUCAACAAAUCGGUGAAGAUCCACCGAAAGAGCGUAUCAAAUCAUCUAGUCGUCAAAGAGAAUUACAAUUGGCUAAUAAUGUCCACUAAUCUAACAAUAAUUGUUCGUUUAUUUUCGUAAGAUUGAUUCCAAUUCACGUAGAUUUUUUCGUGGCAUUAGUUAAUUACAGAACUUUUAAUUUCCAGUCCUGUUUUUCCCCCUCCCACCGUCCUAAUUCCUUCAAACACAUAUCAGUUAAUGUAGUUCACAAUAUUCGACUUUCGAUUAAUUGUUAACGAUAAAUUUAAAUGAUUAAUUAUCUUAACCUAAUUCAAAAUAAUUGAUCAUCUAUGACUAUUUUAUUAAUUGCUGUUAUGGUUAUUAUUGAUACUAGUAUAACUGUUGCUUGUAGUUACAAUUGUAUGCAUUUUUUUGUUGACUAUCACAUCAAUUUUUUUUUAUCAUUGUUAUUUGUGUUGCGUUGUCACACAUUUAUCAAAUUAUUUGUAUUGCCGGCAUUUUUAAAAAUAAUUUAUCCCUUUUUAAAAGAUCUUAUUCCCUGUUCCCUUUUUGACAUUGUCCUACACAAUUUUCUUAUAUCUUAUUCUUCAUUACACAUACAAUCUCUCAAUUUCAAUUUAAAAAGGAACUCAUGUUGAUUUUAAAAAUUUUUACUGAAGAUUACGGUAUGACCUCAUAGGCCUUGAAAUCGGUGGUUAAACUUUUAAUACAUUUCUUCUUUUUUUAAAAAAUAAACAUUUAUUUAUGAAUAUUAAAAUUAUUAUUAUUUUUUUGGACUAUGUACAACUUUCUUUAUUGUUAUUGAUGGCCAAAAUAUCCAUUUCGAUUGUUACAUGCAGCAGUUAUUGAACAUUUUUGUAUGACUUUUUUCAAGAGCUUUUUGAUUAUAGUUUUUGAUGAAUUGAAUGGACAGAUGAACAGGAGAUUGAUGAAAAUUAAAUAAAGCCAUUCAUACAAAUGCACAUUUUUAAAUCUU
This is a messenger RNA of Schistosoma turkestanicum, 8922 nucleotides long. NCBI's taxonomy places the organism in Eukaryota, Metazoa, Platyhelminthes, Trematoda, Strigeidida, Schistosomatidae. The record is from the annotation of a GenBank genome assembly.